Penicillium pulvis is the source of this 2187-nucleotide messenger RNA. Its product is annotated as Mis6 domain protein. The record is from RefSeq and is a predicted model, not a curated record. The transcript is spliced from 4 exons. Lineage: Eukaryota; Fungi; Ascomycota; Eurotiomycetes; Eurotiales; Aspergillaceae. Gene Ontology annotation, cellular component: kinetochore; nuclear body; cytosol. Bases 1 to 2187 code for a protein of 728 amino acids.
AUGGACCUUGACUCAGAAAGUAAUGAGCGGGGCAGCUUGCUCGAUGCUGUCAAGCAUUUGGAAGCAGUUGCUUUUGUCCCGUCCAAGCAAAGAUAUGCGGAUGCUGGGGAGUUGGCUAAACAGAUUGCGUCAAACGGGUAUGAGGGUGGCAUUUCAUCUGAUGCACUGGGCCGGCUGUUGAAGAUCCUGACAACAAAAAACAAUCUGGACCAAGGUACCACUACCACUCUCAUCAAGAACCUGUACCCACAAGCCAGUGUCGUACCCAAGCAUGUCACACGAGUCAUCUCCUCUCUGGGUCCAAGCAAGUCCAAACCCAGCCCGGCGACGCAGUCUCUGCUUGUCCGCUGGCUGAUCCUCACAUACGAUUUUCUCGAGGACAAAACUCACCUUGGAAAGCUUUAUGCCGUCUUAUUCAACCAUCUUGACAUGAUUAGUCUGCGCAAGCCGCUCUGCCAUCUUCUCUCGCUGAUUACAAGAAGAAAACAUGUAAAGCCAUUCCGCAUCCAGGCGCUGAUGGAGCUGAUUCAGAAUGCGGGUGGAGAAGACAAAGAGCUGGUGACUCUACUCAAGAUCUUCAAAAAUUACUAUCCUGAAAUUAUUAUUGGGGAUGUAGGUGGAUCCAGAAGGGCUGCUCUGUUCUUCAAGCACCCCGAUCUCGAAUGGGCGAAUCAUGCAAAGGUGCUGCAGAAUGCAAAUUUGGAAAAGGCCGAAGCUGCGCAAGGCUCAAGCUAUCAAGUUGUUCACCGGGGUGCAGUGAAAAGAAGCAGAAUCGAAGUCGCUAUCCCUGUUUUGCAAACAUCGCGUGUGUCAAAUAAACACACUUCCCUAGAGGAACUACGCGGUAUCGAACAUUUUGUUGACAAGAUAGAAAUGAUCGAAUUGCCCAACCAGAUCAUUUCAACGCUUGGUGAUGGCAUGGCUCAAAAAUAUCUCCAUCUAAUUCAGUCUGAAGCUGCAAAUCAUCGGCUUGAUGAGUGGUUGAAAGCCUUUCUACAAGAUAGGCUAGAGAAUAUUCAAGAGCGGAACGAGGAUGAUGAACCAGAUCUCAUAUCUUAUGUGCUGGGCUUUGUUGAAGGAUAUGCUGCAUACACCAAGCAACUCCUACCUUCGAUCCAGUCGUUUCUGGAGUCGUACCUUGAGUCUUGGAAUGGGCGAGAUAAUCGCGAACAAGUGCUGCGACUACUUCGAUACCUCCCAAUUGAAGCAUACCACUCGCUCCGCACCAAAAUACUAUGGCCGCUGGAGGCUUCUGUGUUGGACGACUCUUGCGCCUCCAGGACGGAUUUGCUUGAGUUUUACUCGGCAUUGAUCAAUGAAUGGGGUGUCAAGCUCCGAACUCAGCAGUCUAUCUCAGAGGUAUCAGUUCCUUUGGCAGAAUUGAUAGGACAUGCCGAGCUUUUAGCAUCAGCGAUACAAGAAAUUCAUUCCGUUUCAGAUGAUGGCCAGAUAGCUUCCAGACCAGCCAUCUUGUCCAUCCUUCAGUUCUACCAGUGCCUUGCAGACCUUUUCUCCCAUGCAUCCGAGAAUGCUGGCAUCCGACUGACAGUCCCCCCUGCCCCGUCAAUAUACACAAUCACCUUUACACCCAUCGUCUCCGUCAUUUCAAUCCUCAGCUCCAUCCUGGCGGCAUACAAAUCAUCAUUUGAAAACUCCCUCACCUCCAAAAUCAUCAAAUCAGCCAAUCCUUCGGACCCGCUCUACGAUCCUAAAGUCGUGGGCCAGUUCAACGGCUAUGUUAUGGACGCAUGCAACUUAAUAUGGCGAAAUCGUGCGCUCAACUCAGAGGACCCCAAUGCCCGCGCCUGUCUUGUACCUGCGCCCAGCAUAUCGGUCUUCACAAACUAUAUCCGCGAUGUUAACGAGACUGCUAAGCACUACGACCAUAAAAGCGCUUUCCAAUGCACAUUGCCCUCGAUAUUCUCUCUCAGUCAUCAUGCCGCGCUCUGUAAUCUCUCUGCGGCUUGCUUUGCAGAUCUGGAAGAUGAUCAGCAAAUUGCGGAGGAUCGGCCUAAGUUGCGAAAACCGGUUGCCCCGAAGGCAUUGCAGGCCCUUGAAAAGGAGGGAGGAGCAAAGAUAACUUGGCAGGAGUACCGGGUGCAUAUGCUGGAUUGGCUAGAUGCAGUUGGUAGUACGGGCACGGGCGAGCUAAUGAGAAGUACUAUGAAAGCUCUGCGGAAGGAAUGA